UGUGAGAGUACGCGCAGGUCUACCAUUUGAAAGCCCUUCAUGUGAAGCGCUGUUGCUGACUUGCUAGAUCUGGGGUGUUAAACCGAUAAACACUGACCGUGGGCUCGUGUGUCGUGGGGAUUUAUUUAUGGCUGUGGAUCUCAAAUGCACCCUCCAACGGACCUCAUCCACUGGGAACAAUUAGCUCAGUCUACAGCGCUGUUUUUCACGGUACCGGGCGCGGCGCCGGUCUGCACGCACUACACGACGUUCCGUGUCGUCAGUUAUGUUGCACGAGGAACCUUGCGCGUUCACGAAGUCCAGACCUGCGCGCCCGCGUUUGAAUACCGGCUUGAGCCGGUAAAGAGCUGCCAAAGCAGGCAGGAAAUCAUCCGCUGAAGACAAAAGAUGCAGCUCCCUGAGACCGGACGCCUUUGUGUCUAAGCCGCUUUCAUUCUUCACAUAUUGUUUAAAAUACGUAGAUAUUACAGUCUGAGACAGGUUCUGUCCAGAUAACCGCACAGAUCCAUUAUAAUGAUCAUGAGAUAGGAGAACUUUGCUCCAUCGCACGGCUGUCUUCCCUCACUGCUCUGGAGGUGACUUGGUUUAACAAUGAAGAUACCCAAUGUCCAAAGUUGUCUGGGUCCAAACAUUUACCCAGAGGUGCCCGAUGGUGGUUGGGGCUGGGUUGUGGCUCUGGCUUUUUUCCUAGUGGAGGUCUGCACCUAUGGGGUCAUCAAGAGCCUGGGUGUCUUCCUCCAGGAUCUGAUGGAAGAGUUUGGGGAGAGCAACAGCCGUGUGUCGUGGGUCAUUUCCAUCUGUGUCUUCGUUUUCGCCUUCUCUGCUCCUCUGUCGACAAUGCUGAGCAACCGCUUUGGCUAUCGACCUGUGGUCAUGACGGGAGGCUUCCUUAUUAGCCUGGGAACUAUCACCUCUGCCUUCACCAGCUCCGUCACUGAGAUGUACAUUACCACUGGGAUUGUAGCAGGCCUUGGCUACUGCCUCAGCUUCCUCCCCACUAUCACCAUCCUAGCCCAGUACUUUUCUGGACGGCGAGCGCUCGUCACCUCGAUGGCUUCUUCAGGAGAAUCUGUUGCUAUGUUUGUAUUUGCCCCAGCUUUCACUACACUCAAGGAACAUAUUGGCUGGCGCUCCUGUCUAGUUAUUCUAGGUAUAAUUCAAGCAUCUGUGAUUGGCUGUGGGGUUCUCCUUCGUCCAAUCGUCAUCGAGGAAGAACCUUUAAAGAAAAAUGAUGACGAGACGCUCUCCGUGAAAGAGAUGCAGGCUGUUUACGAGCUGGAAAAUGAACAAACCAGAACCUCCAUCAGUUCGGACAUCUCCCAAGGUUCACAGGACUCUGGUGUCACCUCCCUGUCUGCCUCAAAUGUAGACCUGAGAAAUGCAGAAGGAGAAACCAAAGCUCUGAUGAAGUGGAAGGACAAAGUGCCGGACAAAGUCAGUGAGGACAAGGGGGAACUGGCAGAGCUAGAUGGGGGCCCUGUAAGUUCCACAGGUUCCAAACUUCUGGACUUCUCUGUCCUUAAAGACCCUGGCUUCAUCUGUUACUCCCUUUUUGGUCUAUUCGCCACUCUUGGCUUCUUUGCGCCACAGCUCUACAUCAUUGAACUGAGCAAAAGCAGGGGUGUGGAGUCCACCAUGGCCUCCUAUAUGCUGUCUGUGAUGGCUGUGGCUGACAUCUUCGGACGCUUGUUGAUCGGAGUGGUGCUAAACAAAGUCCGAUUCAGAAAGACCUUGGUGUUGUUGGGGUGUGUGGUUCUGAUGAGCUUGGUUCUGGUGGCCUUCACUAUCGUGUGGGAGUUCUGGGGUUUGGCAAUCUGCUCCGGCUUCUUUGGCUUCCUCAUGGGCACUGUGGGCUCCACGCACAUUCCCAUGCUGGCUGAAGAAGAUGUCGUGGGCAUCGAGAAGAUGCCGUCAUCUGUGGGAGUGUAUGUUUUCAUUCAGAGCUUUGCUGGACUUGCUGGACCACCGCUGGGAGGUAUGCUGGUGGACAUCACUGACAACUAUGGUGCUGCUUUCUACUCCUGUGCAGCAGGCACAGGUCUUAGUGCCGUCUGUCUGGCUCUGGUUGGCCCUGCCAAGUCUAGAACAUGCCAAAGAGUGAGCAGAGUCCAAGAGAAUGCAGAAGAGGUGAAAAUAUCUCAGAAUAGUGACCAAUCCGACUUUUUGGAGGUGGACUUGGCCCCAGAAGACAGUCCGGUUGGACAGGGUGAGGAUCAGGACAGCUGCGUUAUUUGAGCCCACCCACAGCAUAGCAUCACAAUGGACAGAAGUGUCAACCAAACAAGUGCAGAUGUACUGCAGGAGGCGUCAUUGCCACAAACACCAGUGACGGCUGGAAAAUCUCAGGUGUCGCAUUUCCACUUUUCAGCAAACUUGAAAUUCACUUCUUCCAGUGAAGAAAACAAUCUUAUAUGAGACCAAUGAAACAUCCGUGAGCACAUGUCCACAUUUUUCUGUCUGUUUAGGGUAAAACCUUUCUUUCGCAAUGUGUGAAUUGUAUAGAGAACUGCUAUCAUGAUGUAACUCCGGGUUUAGCUUCUGUUCUGUGAGCUUUAGAAAAGAGCACAUCGACUCUUAACACUUCAAGAAACCUUCAUGUUCAUCACUUUGUGAAUAUAGUAAAAACGACAGGUUCCAUUUGGUAAAACCAGCCUGGGUACAUCUUUAUAGCUGUGUCCCAAAACCUAUGUCGCAUCCUUCGGAGGCCGCAUUUGAAGGCUGAUUAUGUCACAGCGACGUGACGAAGGCUGUCCAAAUGCAGCCGAGAAUGGGUCCUUCAUUUCCCCGGAUUUGAAGGGUGUGUCCUUCAUGCCCCAACCUAUCCCAGAAUUCAUAGCGCGGCCAAUUCCAGUUUCCAACAAUGGCAGCCGCUACUAAGUUUUAAUAUUACUCUUAGUACUCUUUCUGGGUAAUAACGGUAAUAUUACUCUUAUUAUUCUUUCUGGGUCACAAAAUAAACAUUUAACAUAUUUUCAGGCAAGAAAGCAGCCUUGUAAACUUCAAAUAUCAGUUUGGUUUAUCAAGACACCACACAUUUGCAAAAGCGCUCUGACGUUUUCAGAGAUGUCUGUUACCCACUAGCUCGAUAGCUGACUGGGAGGUCAAGGGUCACUAGAGCCGGCGAGAACACCGGACUCCCGGCACAUCGUUUUCAAACACCCCGCCGUCUUUUGCUACUCAGGUUAAACAUGUUAUAUAAGUCACUUAGAUAACUUGAAAUUUUAU
Messenger RNA from Neolamprologus brichardi, 3225 nucleotides. It is a transcript of the gene slc16a6b, whose product is annotated as solute carrier family 16 member 6b. Lineage: Eukaryota; Metazoa; Chordata; Actinopteri; Cichliformes; Cichlidae. The record is from RefSeq and is a predicted model, not a curated record. Gene Ontology annotation, biological process: transmembrane transport; monocarboxylic acid transport. Gene Ontology annotation, molecular function: monocarboxylic acid transmembrane transporter activity.